AUGGAGGGCACGAUGAAACCCACUGCAAUUCUCAUUGUUCACGGUGCCUACUUUCUUCCAGCUGCGUGGACACCAUUCAUGGACGAUCUUAUACAGGCCGGCUUCACAGUGCGCUGCCCACGUUUACCGACAUGCGGCGAUGAGCGGCCGCCAAAGGCUCUUUUGGAAGACGACGUGAAAGUUGUACGACAGGCGGCAACGGAGCUGAUUGAGCAAGGGCAUAAAAUUUUGGUUCUGGCACACUCGUACGGAGGAGUUGUGACUACAGAAGCCAUCAAUCCAUCAUUUUACGCAGAGGGAACUACUCAUCCCAACUCUGCCGGAGUCGUUUCACUUGCGUACCUCGCCGCCUUUCUGGUACAACCAGGUGAUACUGUGGUUGGGGCGAUGAGCAAGCAUAUUCCAUCCGGAGAGGUUGAUUUGGAGAUCAACGAUGAUGGAACUGCGUUUGCUAAAAAUGCGCCUACAUCGUUUUAUAACGACAUCGAGUCUGCGCGUGCAGAAGAGCUGGCGCAAAAUAACGUAACGCAUAAUUCGGGCGCUGUCCUUACUCUUACCAUUCGAUCGGCACCUUGGAAAAGUCUUCCAACUACGUACAUCCAUUGCAUGCGAGACAAAGCGUUGGUGUUUCCAUUGCAGCAGAUCUUAGUAGAGGAGGCUCUCGCGACAAGUCGAUCGGCGACGUUUGACAGAGCUUUCAUUGACUCGGGGCACUGUCCAUUCAUUAGUAGACCAAACGAGUUGUUGCAGAUUAUCAAGAAAAUUGCGGGGGGUUGUAAUUGA
Messenger RNA from Talaromyces proteolyticus, 783 nucleotides. Its product is annotated as Alpha/beta hydrolase fold-1. The transcript has a single exon. Lineage: Eukaryota; Fungi; Ascomycota; Eurotiomycetes; Eurotiales; Trichocomaceae. The record is from RefSeq and is a predicted model, not a curated record. Bases 1 to 783 code for a protein of 260 amino acids.